Molecule: messenger RNA, 396 nt
Organism: Arctia plantaginis
Lineage: Eukaryota; Metazoa; Arthropoda; Insecta; Lepidoptera; Erebidae
Source: the annotation of a GenBank genome assembly
AUGGUACUGGUUUUAUGUCUGCCCAAGUUCCUAAGAAGUGUCUGCCGAUGGCUGGAGUGCAAGACUGUUAAACCUCUUGUUGUAGGUCUACUGGCACCCUUGGAAACGUUGCCCUGCAAGGUUGCUAGCAAGUGUGGUUUUAUCACAAGUGCAAGACUGUUAAACCUACUGGCACCCUUGGAAACUUUGCCCUGCAAGGUUACUAGCAAAUGUGGUUCUGUCAAAGUUAUACUGAUCGCUGCUCCUCAUGGUACUGGUUGUAUGUCUGCCCAAGUUCCUAAGAAGUGUUUGCCGAUGGCUGGAGUGCAAGACUGUCAAACCUCUUGUGGCUCUACUGGCACCCUUGGAAACUUUGCCUUGCAAGAUUGCUGGCAAGUGUGGUUUUAUCACAGUUAA